UUGAGAAUGGUUUUUUGGGGAGUCCUCGAACUUGGCAGGAUUCGUGAUGUUGAGCGAAGCGUGCGCCGCGUCGAUAGCAGACGAGGUGAGACGAGACGAGAAGGGGCGAUGACAUGGCGAUGGAUUGUGGAAACGGACGCCCUUCAUUCCGGAAUGAACGAACGAGGAGUGACGUUGCGGCGACAGCAGGAGCGACACACUUGUGACUCCCAACAGGCCACGCAGUCCUGGUUGCCGCUGAUUUGCCAGCCAGUUCCCUCCCAACAACAUCCCAUUUCCCUUUUCUGCGUAUUCACCACUGUCUUCUUCCCGAAUCAUGAAAAUUUGAAUCCAAUUAAAGGUUCUCGUGUCUGUAGUUGCAGCAAUUUGGAUUCGCUUCGCUUCGGCAGAUUGCUGUAAGGAAGGAUUGAGUAUAGACAGUUUUGGAGCACAUGGUUGCUGAGAGCUUUAGGUGCGUUGGUCACAGCUUUUUUGUGAAAUCUCUUCCCUCAGCUGCUUUACGGACUGCUAAUUGUGGGAGGAGGAGAAGCUUUUCUGUGAGCUGUAGUAACGAGAAAGGCAACAAUAACAUGGGGAAGAGGAGCCUAAUGUGGUUUCGAAAAGGAUUGAGGUUACAUGAUAAUCCUGCUCUCCUGCGGUCUUGUGAAGGUGCAAGCCAUGUGUAUCCUGUUUUUGUUUUGGACCCAUGGUUUUUAGCCCCAGACCCGACGGCACCCUCACCUGGAUCGAAGCUUGUAGGUGUAAACCGUAUUCGUUUUCUGUUGCAGUCCUUAGAGGACUUGGACGAAAAUCUUCGCAAGCAUGGAUCUCGCUUGUUGGUUCUGCAUGGAAACCCCACCACUGUUAUUCCGGAGCUUCUCAUGAAGUGGCAGAUCAACGAAUUAUGUUUCGAGUUUGACACUGAACCCUAUGCCCAGGACCGUGAUGCCGACAUAAAGAAGCUGGCAACAAAAUAUGGUGUUGAGGUGUUCAGCCCUGUUAGCCACACUUUAUUCAACCCCAUUGAUACCAUACGGAAGAACGGCGGACAAACACCUUUGACAUAUCAAGCCUUUCUCAAAUUAACAGGGAAGCCACCAUUACCUGUGACUGCACCGCUACAGAUACCAAGCCCCCCAGAGGAUCUCAAUGAUGUGCACGUCGUACCAGUUCCAAAGCUUGAGGACUUGGGUUACGUGAAUUUGGAUGAGGAGUUCUCUCCACAUCCAGGGGGCGAGACUGAGGCACUUCGGAGGUUGGACAAAUCUUUAGUGAAUCAGAAAUGGGUGUGUGAUUUCGAGAAGCCAAAGGGUAACCCCACCGCCUUCAUCGAACCAGCUACCACUGUCCUCUCCCCAUACUUGAAGUUCGGUUGUCUAUCCUGCCGAUUGUUUCAUCAAAGGCUGCUAGCUGUGUAUUCUCAAAAUAAAAAACAUUCUUCACCUCCUGUUUCUCUUGAAGGACAGCUGUUAUGGCGAGAGUUCUUCUAUACAGCAGGUUAUGGCACUCCAAACUUCGAUCGAAUGCUUGGAAACCCCAUAUGUAAACAGAUCCCUUGGAAAGAUGACGACCGAUUAUUAGCAGCUUGGCGAGAUGGACAAACAGGAUACCCGUGGAUUGAUGCAGCUAUGGUUCAGUUACGGAAGUGGGGCUGGAUGCAUCACCUUGCAAGACAUGCUGUCGCAUGCUUCCUCACUCGGGGGGAUAUGUUCGUGUAUUGGGAGAAAGGUCGUGAUGUAUUUGACAGACUUCUUAUCGAUUCUGACUGGGCCAUCAACAACGGCAACUGGUUAUGGCUCUCUGCAUCUGCUUUUUUCCAUCAGUAUCACCGCAUCUACUCCCCAGUAACAUUCGGAAAGAAGUACGACCCUGAUGGCCUUUAUGUUAAACAUUUUCUUCCAGUUUUGAAAGAUAUGCCAAAAUAUUACAUAUAUGAGCCAUGGACGGCGCCGCUUGCGGUGCAGAAAAAAGCAAACUGUAUUAUAGGCGUUGAUUAUCCUCGUCCUAUGGCCGUUUUGAACAGUUGUAGACCACUCCAUUGCCAACAAGGAAUGCCGCGAGAAGAUGGGCAUUGCCUAUUCACAGAACCGUUCGCAAGCAGCACCGUCCGUAAGCAGUACGAUGCGCAAGAGAAGGCGUGGUGUUGAUUGAGUCGGACAGGUCCAUUGAACAUAUUGAACCAUGGUGCACUUGAAAUUUAGAUUACAGUGUUUGAAGAUAAUGAUGUCUCUUAGGGCAUGGUUCCUAAUAAUAUUGUAAAUAUCUCGGGCUGUGUUCGUUCGUGUGUGGGGGGCGAUCUAUAAGCUAUCUUCCUGAGGGGAGGACACUAAACUAAAGCAGCUGAGAUUUGAAUCUCCACAUGCUGCAGACUUGCUCUCUCGAUAAUGUCACUACGAAGACCGUGAUUAUAAACCUGGAGACAUUAUGUACCUGAGAAAUCACAAGUUUGAAGUAUAGAAGUAAACACCUCGGCCGCUCUUGCGUCCCAACCAUCCGGCAUCUACAUGCUGCACUAGAAGGGGGCACGGCCGAUAUUUUGAGUCACCAAGCCCCUCAUGAAGCAUACGCAUGAUGGAUAGACAUGUAUCCAAACCAAUGAGGUCGGCAAGAGCAAGUGGCCCCAUUGGCUGGUUUGUGCCCAGCUUCAUGCCGGUGUCAAUGUCGUUGGGAGAAGCAAUCCCCUCCAUUAAGCAGUAGAAAGCUUCGUUAAUCAUGGGCAUCAGCACACGGUUGACGAUGAAACCAGGGUAGUCCUUGGAGCAAGUCACAGUUUUCCCACACCUGGUAUCAAAUAUACCAUUUUCAGUCAAUUAGUGCCAGAAACAAAUUGUGUUAAAUCCUAUUUUUGCCACUGAAAUGCAAUACAGUCAAACAGCA
Messenger RNA from Physcomitrium patens, 2856 nucleotides. The record is from RefSeq and is a predicted model, not a curated record. Lineage: Eukaryota; Viridiplantae; Streptophyta; Bryopsida; Funariales; Funariaceae.